AGUGUUAAGAAGCAGCUUGACCUGAAAACAAUUUUUUUUCUUUCAUUGUUACUUAAAUUUGGUGCAUUAGUUUCUUUAAAAACAAAGUGUUAGUGAAGUUAGAAUUACAAGGAUUUUACUGCUUUCAAAAUGAGUGCUGUUGACGAAAUCUUAAGUUAUAAAAAGAAUCCGGAUGAAGAUUUCUAUGCAAUGUUAAAUUGCGAUGAAAAUUCAUCGGUAUUGGCAAUGAAAUAUCAUCCCGAUAAGAAUAGCGGCGAUAAAGAAGCUGAACAAAAAUUUCAGCAGUUGAAAGAAGCGAAAGAAAUUUUGUGCGAUCCUGAGAAACGCCAAAAUUACAACAAAUGGAAGAAUUCUGGUCUACAAAUAAGUUACAAGAAUUGGGUUGGCAUGAAGGAACAUGUGCAACAAUCGAUGCAUUGGGCUAAUCCGAAGACAAAAGAUCGCAUGUUACCCGAAACUGGUGGUUCCAGCAAUUUACAAGCUCAGGCAAAUCCACAAAUGAGGCGAGCUUCGGAAGGUGGUGCAGCUUUAUACUUUGGUUCACGAAAGGAAUGGGGAGCUGAAAAUCCAAGCGAAGUUGUUAACAAGUUUCGAAACUACGAGAUUUAAGCGGCUCAACAUCAGACAUUCAUUUUAUUCCACUUUUUGUUUCAUUGUUUCAAAUGCCCAUUAUUGGAUUGCUUUCUGAAAGUUUUAAAAGAUCUGCUUUUGGCUUUUGUAUGAAUUUACUGAACCACCAUGUAAUUGAGCUGAUGAACAUGAUACUUACAUGAUAUUAUGAUUAAGUUACUUAAAUGGCCGUUUUAAUGUUUAAUGUGCAACCACAAAUUUCUCGUAUUAAAUAUUAAGAUAUCAUCAAACAUUUUAAAGCAGAAAUUUAUUCAUGAUGAAGAAAUAAUUAGCUGAGAAAACAUAAAUAUGUAUGUGUGUGUGACAAAAGAUAAAUUUAUAAUCGUUAAAUUUACUUGAACUAACUUAAAUCGUCAAUUUCCAUCGUCGGAGCGUCAAGAAAUAAUAAAAAAAGAACAAGAACAUAAAAGAGUAAUAAUUUUUCCAUAUGAUGAACGCACCACCAAGAUUAUAACAACAAUAUGAUGUUUACUUUAAUGUUGUAAGUAUGUAGCAUUGUCAUGGGCAUAAGAUUUCAUUUUCAUGUAUCAAUCUUUGCUGUAAGUAAGUGAAAUUGAUGUUGUCAUUAAAUAUAUUAAAGUUGACCAUCUUUAAAUGCCAAAACUCCGAGCUUCUACCGCCAAACAAACAUUUAUCCUACAUAUAUGUAUGCUUAAGUUGUUAUUGAAAAGCUUUUAAGCUGAGGAAGAGAAUUAAGUUUAUCUACUUAUUAUACGACAAUCCUAUUUAUAUUUAUGUUAAUCUAUCGAGACGCCAGCGUUACUAAACGGACUGAGAAUCUUGCUGAGAAAGAUGGAAUUUAAGAAACCAAUUGGUGAAAAUAAAUUAUAAGACUUUAUAACCUCUAGUACCUUAAACAUUCCUUAUACACACGAUCAAACAUAUUUACCAAAUACACAUCUCGUAUUUUUCUAAUCUUUUCGGUUUUUCGAUGAAUUUUUAAUCAAAAAUGAAAAUUUAUAACCUUGUUGGUUUUCAAAUAUGAAAAGUUAAAUUGUUUGUUCAAUGGAUGAAAAAUUAUAUUAUAAAAAUAUCCAUUUGUAGUAUUUAUUUGAUGUUCUGUAGCUGUUGAAAUUGAAUAUUAAUAAAGAGAAUUGGGAACA
Clunio marinus is the source of this 1733-nucleotide messenger RNA. The record is from the annotation of a GenBank genome assembly. NCBI's taxonomy places the organism in Eukaryota, Metazoa, Arthropoda, Insecta, Diptera, Chironomidae.